This is a messenger RNA of Capronia epimyces CBS 606.96, 1815 nucleotides long. RefSeq lists its product as uncharacterized. NCBI's taxonomy places the organism in Eukaryota, Fungi, Ascomycota, Eurotiomycetes, Chaetothyriales, Herpotrichiellaceae. The record is from RefSeq and is a predicted model, not a curated record. The coding region runs from base 1 to 1815 and encodes 604 amino acids. The transcript has a single exon. Gene Ontology annotation, biological process: regulation of DNA repair; replication-born double-strand break repair via sister chromatid exchange; negative regulation of transcription by RNA polymerase II. Gene Ontology annotation, molecular function: histone deacetylase activity, NAD-dependent; NAD+ binding. Gene Ontology annotation, cellular component: mating-type region heterochromatin.
AUGAACGCCGACGACAUUUCUGACCUCUCCUCUCCAUUGAGCUCUCUCCCAAGCUCUCCUCUCAGUUCUCCUCCAAGCUCACCCGUUCUACCGCCUGCCUGGCAAACUCUCACUCCUCCACCGUCACAGCAUGCCGGCGACGAAAUGCCCCCUGCUCGCAAGCGUCGAAAAGUCGAACCCAAGGUUCGCACAAGUCAGCACUUGGACCUAACGUCAGACACGGCGCAGUCCGAAUAUGAUCGAUCGGAAGCUCUAGAUACCCUUCUCAAGGCAUUGCGCAACAGGAGAAAAAUCGUGGUCAUUGCAGGCGCCGGCAUGUCUGUCUCCGCUGGAAUUCCGGAUUUUAGGUCGUCCCAUGGGCUAUUCAGAAGUCUUAGAGACGAGCACAAACUGAAAAGCUCCGGCAAAAUGCUGUUCGAUGCCUCAGUCUACAGAGAUGAUCAUUCAACGUCCAGUUUCCAUGAGAUGGUGCGUAAGCUUUCUAAGAUGGCCGAAAACGCCAAGCCAUCUGCUUUCCACCGCUUCCUAGCAAGACUCUCUGUCGAAGGUCGUUUGUUGCGCCUCUAUACUCAGAAUGUUGAUGGUCUGGAGACCUCUCUACCUCCUCUGGCCACUCAAGUCCCCCUCAGCCACAAAGCGCCAUGGCCGCAGACCAUCCAAUUGCAUGGUGGACUGGAAAAGAUGAUGUGUCAAAAGUGUAGACACGUUUCUGACUUUCAAGCUCAUCUCUUCGACGGGCCAACCCCGCCACUGUGUCCACAAUGUGUUGCGGCAGAUACCUUACGAACGACGCAUGCGGGUAAGCGGAGCCAUGGUGUUGGGAGGUUACGACCCAGAAUCGUUCUAUACAACGAACACAAUCCUGAUGAUGAAGCUAUCGGCGCUGUCACGAGAGCAGAUUUUCGAACAAGGCCCGAUGCAGUGAUUGUAGUCGGGACGAGCAUGAAGAUCCCAGCGGUACGACGAAUUGUCCAUGAAAUGUGCCAAAUUGUCAGAGAUAGACGGGAAGGCACUACGAUAUGGCUCAACAGGGAUCCGGUCCCCCCUGGCAAAGAUCUCGAGAACUGCUGGGAUCUCAUUGUGAAGGGCGACUGCGAUGAUGUUGCUCGGCUCGCAGGCCUGAAAGAAUGGGACGAUCCUAGCCCUGACGUGACGGAGACAUACACCGAGACUGAUCUUCAUAAUGUCAAAUCAAGCCAAGGAGAAAUCGAGGUCGUCAUACCCGCGACAGCAAGGAAGGAAGAGAAAUCUGCUCAGCAGUUGUUGCCUUUCGCUGCUCUACGCACCAUGACUCCGCCCCAUAGUCAAAAUGGAGAAGUCGGCCUGGUGAAUCCAAAGGAAAAUCAACCUGCUUCUUCUUCACCUGUGCGAAUCAAGUUAUUUGUAUCAGACCGGAGCAAGAAAUCCGGACAGGUAAAGAACGCGGCGAGUUCUGGCAGAUCUCUGGCUCAGGUCCUUUGCGGAAAGGAGAACAAAAGUAAAUCUACCAAGUCCAAGAUUUCUCUCAACAGGAGACCGAAGGUCACCAAGAUCAAAGCAGCAGGCAAUCCUCGUUCCCAGGCACUCAUUACAGGAAAAGUUACGAAGCCAACAACUUCAAACAAUGCAGCGUGCAAAAAGCCUCUGCCGGAGCCGUUAUCGCCUCGGCGCGAUUCGAAUGACACUUUCAUUCCGCCUCAGAAAUCGGAAUAUUCCAGUGUGGAAGGAAGCCCUGCACCACAAACACCCCCGUUGAUGAGCGAAGAGUGGCAGAAAUUGGAGACUGUGUCUCCCACAGGAAGGAUACCGUCGGACAUGAUCAGGUUGCUGAACUAA